Messenger RNA from Suillus discolor, 1576 nucleotides. Its product is annotated as P-loop containing nucleoside triphosphate hydrolase protein. The transcript has 6 exons. Gene Ontology annotation, molecular function: ATP-dependent DNA damage sensor activity; ATP binding; single-stranded DNA binding. The coding region runs from base 124 to 1134 and encodes 336 amino acids. Gene Ontology annotation, biological process: telomere maintenance; double-strand break repair via homologous recombination; DNA strand invasion. Gene Ontology annotation, cellular component: centrosome; replication fork; Rad51B-Rad51C-Rad51D-XRCC2 complex. Lineage: Eukaryota; Fungi; Basidiomycota; Agaricomycetes; Boletales; Suillaceae. The record is from RefSeq and is a predicted model, not a curated record.
AUCAACAACGUUGCGCGCUGUUAUGAUCUUUGAAGAAACGACUGUCUAAGUCUUCCUUGUAUUUGAUCUGCCAUGUUCUUUGAUAUCAUAUCAAUUCGCAUUUCUUAACUCGUCAUUAACAUUAUGCGCUUAGCAUCAGUGGUUCCUUUGAUCUCUGCAGAACUGGUAGCAGCACUCGACCAUUCAUGUGGUAUCCGAACAGACACCGAUCUUAUCUUCUUUGGUUCCAGCUUGGACAUCAUCAAAAGAUUACCACUCGGGACCGUAACGCUUUCAGACCUUCAAAAGUUCACCGAAUUAGUAGCAGAACAAGCAUCGGUCCCUGGAUAUCGAGGAGACGAGCUUCUUGCUGGCACAGCACGGAUAUCUGAGAAACAUCCUCAAGUCAGCUGUGGUGUCAAGGAACUAGAUGAACUUGUUGGUGGUUUUGGUGGCUCUCGAGUUUUUGAAAUAUCUGGAGCUAAAGGGUCGGGUAAAACGGCACUUGCGCUGCAAGUAGUGAUCCAGCAUCUUCUUUCUGAUGCAGAUUCUUGUGCUUUAUGGAUAGAUACAUCCGGCGACUUCUCUGCAGAGAAGACUGCUCAGCUAGUGCGACAUUUUGAUGUAGCAGUAUCUGAUAAGGUGCUAGAGAGAUUGCAGGUAUCCUUGGGUUUCAACAUCGAGGCAAUGCACGAUGUCCUCGAAGCGCUGCGCAUUUCACUUUCUAGCUCUAGGAUUGUUGGACCAACAGUCCAAUGGAUAGUCCUCGAUUCCAUAACCCCACUUUUACUACCGUCCCUAAGUGCGGUAUCUUCCCAAGGACAUGCCAUGAUGACAACGUUUAUGCGCCGAUUACGCGAGCUUGCUCGGACUUUCGGGAUCACUAUCAUGGUGAUCAACGGAACAUCAACAGCUGCACCAUUCAAUCAGAGUUCUGCAUUUGCAUCAACAAUCAGAAAACCUGCUUUGGGCCCUUCAUUUACAUUUAUGACAGAUUGCACCCUCUGGUUAUCGAGGAUGAAAGAUAUACCUGAUCCUGAGGGCCCGUUUUCGGUGCACGUAGCGGAAGUAUUCCGUUCGAGGGCAACAAGAUCAAAGACUUGGUGCACCUUCCAAAUUCGCUAUGGCGUCUUAUCCUCGACAUCAGAUUUGUAGCUAUCCCCUCUUGCAGGUCAUUUCUUGGCAUAAUACACGGUUUGACCCAGUGGCUCGCCGACAAACAUAAUUCAUAAAAGCAGAUUACGUGUCGUUGUGAAGCAGCUAUAGCGCACAUUUUUCCGCUCAUUAUGAGCACUCACUGACAAUCCAAUACAUAUAUACCUGGGAGAAACCUUAUUACCCCACCUAUUUCUUUUCCGACCUGGACAGAUCGCAGAGAGUGUGGAACGAAGUUGUAUGACUUGGUCGGCGAUGAAUGCAAAGUAAGAAACGCUGUGACUGAGUUCAUAGAUCAAGUGAGCAACACCAAGGAUUUGGUUGGGUUAUUCAAGAUCGAGUUCUCAGCUGCUUUGAUGUGUGGUUUGAAGAGGAUGAGCGAGUUUACGUUCAUCCCAAGGACCCUUACAAGGUCAGUCUCCCUUCAUCCCCAUUCGCACAU